This is a messenger RNA of Colletotrichum scovillei, 1149 nucleotides long. Its product is annotated as PfkB family carbohydrate kinase. Bases 1 to 1119 code for a protein of 372 amino acids. NCBI's taxonomy places the organism in Eukaryota, Fungi, Ascomycota, Sordariomycetes, Glomerellales, Glomerellaceae. The record is from RefSeq and is a predicted model, not a curated record. The transcript has 3 exons.
AUGAUGUCCCAAACGCCGGGCGGUCCGGAGCCGGGGAUGAGGUCGCCGGCUCCGGCUUUUAUUUCGCUCGGCAUGGUUGUGAUUGAUGAGCUCCGUUUCCCAGACGGGAGAGUUCUUCGCGACGUUCCUGGCGGUUCUGGGCUUUAUGGUACUCUCGGCGCACGCCUUGCCGUUCCGCAAAAUGAGUCUGCGACCGUGUGGUGUGUCAUCACUGCUGGAUCUGACUUCCCGACUGCUGUGAGGCAGCAGAUUGAGGGAUGGGGUGUCACCGUUCAUUAUGACGAGACGCCGGAUAGGCUGUCAACGAGAGGUCUGUUAGAAUAUGAGAAUGAUGCCUUUGGAAAAAAGACGUUUCGUUAUACCGUGCCACCUUUGCACCCUGACUUAACUCGGCUUCCUAGACCGCUUCUCCAGUCUUCGGUGAUUCACACCCUGGCGACGCCAGAAGAUCUCGAACGCCAUAUGGAAACUCUUACGAACCUCCGCGGUAAAAUGGAGAACCCAAGUUCCCUAAUCGCAUGGGAACCAUCGCCUCUCAAUAUUCACAACCGCGAAGCCAAGCACUUGAGAGCUCUCCACCUCUCGGACAUCUGCUCCCCCAAUGACCACGAACUCCUACGCAUGAAAGGCAUAGACGAGAGUCCGGGAGUCCCUUACAACAGAGCACUGAUUGAAUACCAUGCUAUCAAUCUCUCAAGAGGCGACACGGUCCCGGGACAACCUGCUUUGCCAGAAAAGGCGCGGAACAGACCGCGGGCUACGGUCAUCAGGUGCGGCGAACAAGGCUGUCUCACGAUCCCCCGGGGCGGCAACCCAAUGUGGCUGCCCCCUUUCUACGAUAAUGGCUCUUCGAAAGUCUUAGAUCCGACAGGGGCCGGUAAUGCGUUCCUCGGAGCGUUUGCGGUUACUUUCGCGAGGACGGGUGACGCGGUGCUCGCGUCCGCGUAUGGGUCUGUGGCGGCCAGCUUCGUUAUCGAGCAGAUUGGUCCGCCGCGAAUGGAGGUCAUCGACGGCAGAGAGUGCUGGAAUGGGGAGGCAUUUGAGGACAGGCUGAGGCAAUAUCAGGACAAGGUCGCGACGUGGCCGACCGAUGUGGGACUGCAGAGCAAGCAGACAUAGAACCAUAGUAUGGUAAUAGAACAGAUCGAG